This is a messenger RNA of Neomonachus schauinslandi (Hawaiian monk seal), 915 nucleotides long. It is a transcript of the gene HOXB1, whose product is annotated as homeobox B1. NCBI's taxonomy places the organism in Eukaryota, Metazoa, Chordata, Mammalia, Carnivora, Phocidae. Gene Ontology annotation, cellular component: nucleus. Gene Ontology annotation, molecular function: RNA polymerase II cis-regulatory region sequence-specific DNA binding; DNA-binding transcription factor activity, RNA polymerase II-specific. The record is from RefSeq and is a predicted model, not a curated record. The transcript is spliced from 2 exons. Bases 1 to 915 code for a protein of 304 amino acids. Gene Ontology annotation, biological process: regulation of transcription by RNA polymerase II.
AUGGACUAUAAUAGGAUGAAUUCCUUUUUAGAGUACCCACUCUGUAACCGGGGACCCAGCGCCUACAGCGCCCACAGCGCCCACAGCGCCCCUACCUCCUUCCCCCCCAGCUCGGCUCCGGCUGUUGACAGCUACGCAGGCGAGACCCGCUAUGGUGGGGGACUGCCCAGCCCCGCGCUCCAGCAGAACUCAGGCUAUCCCACCCAGCAGCCGCCUUCGGCGCUCGGGGUGCCCUUCCCCAGCUCGGCGACCUCAGGGUACGCCCCUGCCGCCUGCAGCCCCAGCUAUGGGCCCUCUCAGUACUAUCCUCUGGGCCAACCGGAAGGAGAUGGAGGCUAUUACCAUCCUUCGAGCUAUGGGGCCCAGCUAGGGGGCUUGUCCGACGGCUAUGGAACCGGUGGAGCGGGCCCCGGGCCGUACCCUCCCCCGCAGCCCCCUUUCGGGAACGAGCCGACGGCGAGCUUUGCAUCGGCCUAUGCUGAACUCCUCUCGGAGGACAAGGAGUCGCCCUGCCCGUCAGAACCCAGCACCCCCACGGCCCGGACCUUCGACUGGAUGAAGGUUAAGAGGAACCCACCCAAGACAGCGAAGGUGUCCGAGCUGGGCCUGGGCGCGCCCGGCGGCCUCCGCACCAACUUCACCACGCGGCAGCUGACCGAGCUGGAGAAGGAGUUCCAUUUCAACAAGUACCUGAGCCGUGCCCGGAGGGUGGAGAUCGCCGCCACCCUGGAGCUCAACGAGACGCAGGUCAAGAUUUGGUUCCAGAACCGGCGCAUGAAGCAGAAGAAGCGCGAGCGGGAGGGAGGCCGGGUGCCCACAGCCCCUCCGGGCUGUCCCAAGGAGGCGGCUGGAGACGCCUCCGACCAGUCGACGUGCACGUCCCCGGAGGCCUCGCCCAGCUCCAUCACCUCCUGA